Messenger RNA from Saprolegnia diclina VS20, 763 nucleotides. RefSeq lists its product as hypothetical. The coding region runs from base 13 to 675 and encodes 220 amino acids. Gene Ontology annotation, cellular component: nucleus. The record is from RefSeq and is a predicted model, not a curated record. Gene Ontology annotation, molecular function: DNA binding. The transcript has a single exon. Lineage: Eukaryota; Oomycota; Saprolegniomycetes; Saprolegniales; Saprolegniaceae.
GUUCAAGAGUGCAUGCACACUCGACUUUUCUGCAUGACGUCCGUCGCGCAAGGGCGACCGGGCCGGCCGCGCCUCUCCACGAGCGACGUCCGACACAGGGCCAGCUCCACACGCUCUCCGUGCGUCAUGACCACGUACCGCGAGAAGCUCGCGAUGCUCGAGCACCUGGAAGCCUACGGCAUCCAGAAAACGCUGGCCAUGUACUACGCUGGCCUCGUGGGCAGGGCGCGUGACAAUGCUCGGUCAAGGAUAUACCGCUGGGCGGCGCGCAAAGACGACAUCCGCAAGAAGGCGAGCGACCCCGCGACGAGUGAGCUCCGCAACACGCGGCCGCGGGGCCUCAGCACCACGCUGCCGCUGGAGGUCGAAGACCGCAUCUUGGAGUGGAUCGUGGCGCUGCGCAACGACCGCAUUGACGUGACACAUGCGAUGGUGCAGCGCAAGGCGCGCGAAGAAGCGGCGGCGCUGGGCCUCAGUGCAAAGCAGUUCACGGCGUCCUGGUCGUGGCUCAAGCGCUUCUUGCUUCGGUACAAGAUCUACGAGCGUAACGACGAGAGCUCGGACGACGAAGACGAAGACGAGAACGACGAUGUCAUUCGCUAUGCGACUAACGACGCAUGUGCUUCCGCGCUGCCCCAAGCGUCGUCGCCGUCGGCGGUCCUAUUACCAAUAUAAAAUGCUACAGGAUAAUGCAACGGUUCACACAUCAUGUUUCACAGGAUAUGGCAUACGCCUUAUUUUGUGCUGUGAUCAUGCCACCUCC